Molecule: messenger RNA, 3917 nt
Organism: Eublepharis macularius
Lineage: Eukaryota; Metazoa; Chordata; Lepidosauria; Squamata; Eublepharidae
Gene: SNX19
Product: sorting nexin 19
Exons: 11
Coding region: 472-3420 (982 amino acids)
Cellular component (GO): intracellular membrane-bounded organelle; early endosome membrane
Molecular function (GO): phosphatidylinositol binding
Source: RefSeq, a predicted model, not a curated record
UCGGAACGGACGCGGCUCUAGGCAGAGGCGGGCGCAGAGCCACGGCGCCUUUGGAGAGCCCGAAAGGGGCCCGUGGCGCAGUUGGCCGGCUGGAGGCUAGAAGCGGGCGUCGCUGCGCGGUGCCAGGUUUGCAAGGAAGGCAGUCGGGGGGCUUGCAAGCCCCGGGGAGGCAAGGGGUAGAGGAGUGAGUUAGGGGAGUUGAUCCUUCGCUGCUUUCCGCAGAAGCCCGUUUUGGAUGCUCCCAGUCCUUCCACUGCGUCUUUCCCCCAGAUGGACGGCUCUGUAAUGAUUUAAUGCAAACCCUCGCUGGUGGGAAAAGGCAGGCGACGAACCACUUUUUGCAAAAAGUUAUUUUAUGUAUUUUUAAAAAGUCAUGUGAACUCCGGCUUUAUUUAGAAACGAUGAGCUCUUUGCUCCGUUAAAGGAUGGGGGUGGGGGGUGGGGGUCAGAAGAUGUUAAAAGUCCCGGAGCAUGUUAAAAGUGCGAGAUGUUAAAAGCACAAGUCAGAAGAUGCUGAAAGCGCAAGAGCCGGGGGCUAGCUUAAGCAGCAUGGUGGGAAGCAGGAAGCUGAUGGCCUUCGGGGCGGUGCUGGGCUGGCUGCUGGUUGUCCACUUGCUAGUGAACGUUUGGCUGCUCUGCAUCCUCUCCGGCUUGUUGGCGGUGCUGGGCGGAUGGCUCGGUUCCCAGGCGGUGAUCGGAACCAGCAACCAAGUCCAUCUAGAGCGGUUCCUCCUCCCAGAAAGCUACCCCCCCAACCCAGAUGCAGAAAAACAGCUGGAUGAGGAGAUCGACAGCAUGAUAUGGAAAAUCAUCCGGGAUUUUGUGUCGUCUUGGUACCGAGCCGUGAGCAGCGAGCAGAGCUUUGAGCGUGAGGUUCAGAAGGCGAUGCUGGGUCUGGCCCAAGAGCUUAAGAGGAGGUUGGCCUUGGUAGACAAGCCAGCUUUGACCCAGAAGGUGCUCCUGCUUGGCGGUUGCCACCUGCAGACUUACAAGAAAGCCCGAGAAAAACUGGCAGCCGCGAGAAGCUCGGAUGACCCACUUCAAAGAGCCAGCCGGCUUUGGCACGAGUACUGUGAAUUGUCAGCCCCCCACAUUGCAGUUCAGAGCCCCGCCAAUGAGGUAGACUACGCCCGGCGCAUUGUGAGCCUGCUGCUGCGUGUGUUGGUGCCCAAGCCACACUUGGAAACGAGGACUGGGCGCUUUGUGGUGGUGGAGCUCGUGACGUGCAAUGUGCUCUUGCCCAUGAUCAACAAGAUGGCGGACCCCGACUGGCUCAACCUACUGCUGAUUGGGAUCUUCUCCAAAACUGGUGGGAAAGCAGCAGAAGGAAAAGAGGAGAAGGUAGGGUUGUCUCCGGUUCCGGCCAUUUCCCCAUCCCAGCCUGUGGUGCCCAGCUCAUUGCCGCUGCCGUUUCCAUUGGAAGCUAUCCCGGAGGUGCGGAUGUUGUCUCCGAGGGGCUCUGAAUCGUCAAUCUAUGAUACGAUGGAUGCUCUGGAGUAUCAUCAACUGGAAGGGAAAGAACUCAUCAGUAGAGAGCUCAGUGCAGACAUGAAUGGAAGGAGAGCCAGCAGCACAUCUGCGUCCUGCCUUCAGCCGGACCCUCUGGGGUCCUUUUUCCCCUGUGAGGACUUAGAAAUUGAGUCCCCCAUGUUGGACGUAGGAAGGGACUCUGGCUCCGUGGUCCUCAUGUCUGCAGAAGAAUUCCUCACAGACUCCCUCACUGCUAUGGAGGGCCCUGACCGCCUAGACCAGGACAAUGGUGUGGGAGUCAAAAACAGGUUCCUCGACGACGGUCCCGGCUGCAGCUCAGAAUCCCACUUCCGGAGCCCUUCCCUAAGCCCAUGCCCUGACAUCCAGAUUGAGCCAGCAGUGGAGAAGGAGGAGACCUUAGCUUCCCUGACAGCGCUUUUGGAGAGCUCACAGAAGUGUUUCUUGAGCCGACCGUCCUACUUGGACAAAGACUUGGUGUCUUCUGAAGGCCUGGCCCCCAGCCCUCAGGAUCUGCCGAGCUUGCUAUCUUCCUCUCCCACCGCUCCCAUGGGAACCUUCAGCUUUGAGCCACUAAGUAGCCCAGAUGGUCCCGUCAUCAUCCAGAACCUGAGAAUAACAGGCACCAUCACCGCCCGAGAGCACAGCGGAACAGGGUUCCACCCAUACACCUUGUAUACAGUCAAGUAUGAGACAACGUUAGAUAGUGAAAACACUAGCAGUCUCCAGCAGGUGGCGUACCAUACGGUGAACAGGCGAUAUCGAGAAUUCUUGAAUUUGCAAACUCGAUUGGAGGAGAAGCCGGAUCUCCGGAAAUUCAUUAAAAAUGUGAAAGGUCCAAAGAAGCUCUUUCCUGAACUUCCUUUUGGCAACAUGGAUACAGAGAAAGUGGAAGCCAGAAAAAGUCUCCUGGAGUCAUUCCUGAAGCAACUGUGUGCCAUCCCUGAGAUUACAAACAGUGAAGAGAUGCAGGAAUUCCUGGCCCUGAACACAGAUGCCAGGAUUGCGUUUGUAAAGAAGCCCUUUGUGGUGUCCAGGAUUGAUAAGAUUGUGAUGAACGCCAUUGUGGACACCCUAAAGACGGCCUUUCCCAGAUCUGAGCCUCAGAGCCCUACGGAAGAGCUAAGUGAGGCAGAAGUCGAUGGGAAGUCCCAGAAGGCUAAUAAGCCUAGGCUGAGGUUCACAUCUAGUAAAAUUGCUCCAGUUUUGAAUGUGGCUGGAACACAAGAGAAGGUCAUCUACUCCCUGAGGGACGGCACUUCUGCGGCUGAGGGUUUGUCCCUGGCGAGAAUGGAGUCCUUCAUUCAGAAGCAGGAGAAACUUCUGGAAGCAAUGCUUAAAGAAGGCCUGGAGAGUGAGGGAAAUGAAGCGCUCGGCUAUUCAGCCAAUCAAGACGUGAAUCCUACGGAGGAGUUGCGGCAGCCCGCUGAGGUCAGCGACGAUCCUGAAUCGGAGACUCCGCUGGCAGACAUUGCCCUGGACCUCCUUCGCCUGAUCAUGAUGGAUCAUUGGAGCUGGCUGUGCACGGAGAACAUGCAGAAAGUCCUCCACUUGCUCUUCGGGACUCUGAUCCAAAGGUGGUUAGAAGUGCAAGUCGAUAAUCUGACUUGCACUCAGCGCUGGGUCCAGUACCUCAGGUUGCUUCAGGAGUCAAUAUGGCCCGGGGGAAUCCUGCCGAGGGCUCCCAAACCGCUCAGGACAGAAGAACAGAAGGCAGAGGCAGAAAAGCAGGCCCUGCAGAUUCUCAUGGGGAUCUUGCCUGAAAUAAUCCUGGAAAUUCUUGGAUCUGGUAAAUGUCAACAAAGCUGGAACCUGGUGCUGGAAUCCAUGCAACAUCCCAUCAUAAACAGGCACAUGGUUUACUGUCUUGCAGACAUUCUACUUGAGUUUUUGAUUCCCGACCUCCAAGCAGAUAAACCCCAACAACACUAGUAGCUGCUGCUGUCUGUGAAGCUGCUAAGAGAGCUAACUCUGUGUCACACUAACUUGGACUGAUGCUGUGAACAGCCAAGGAGUAGAGAAUCCAAAAGCAUUACAUGUCCACUGGACUGAGCCAGGGGCUGUUACAGAAGGCUCGCGAGACAGAACUUCUUCCAGCGGUUGGUGAAUCCACUUGUGGUGCAACAGUCUUGUCUUGUACUGUAAAACAGUCUUCAUUCCAUAACUCAGGUGCAGUUCUGUGUUAGAAAAUGCCUCCUCUUUGAAGAGGUGAAUAAGCUGCUUAAUAGGACAAGAUCCCAUUGACAUUCCUGGAUAGGGGCAAUGUAACAUCCUGCAUGUCUUUUCCUGCUGUGGUUUGCUUGGGGAGUUGAACACUCAGUGUACAGAUAGAUAGGCAUUCCUUGUCGUGAUCUUUAUUGAGAUAAGUUUAUAAUUAAGAGGAGAAAGGCAGCGGUCACUGUUUAAUAAAUGAACUUGCCCUCCUGUCA